Molecule: messenger RNA, 1308 nt
Organism: Priceomyces carsonii
Lineage: Eukaryota; Fungi; Ascomycota; Pichiomycetes; Serinales; Debaryomycetaceae
Gene: LTV1
Product: Ltv1p
Exons: 1
Coding region: 1-1308 (435 amino acids)
Biological process (GO): ribosomal small subunit export from nucleus; ribosomal small subunit biogenesis
Cellular component (GO): preribosome, small subunit precursor; nucleus; cytosol
Source: RefSeq, a predicted model, not a curated record
AUGCCGAGAAGAAGGUUUGAUAAAAAAACCGCUACAACAUAUAAUGUUGUUCAUAGGGCUCACGAUGACUCACUCUUCUAUGAUAAUGAUGUUUCUAAACAUGUAUUAGUUCCAGCUCCAACUAAACCCAGCAAUUCCAAAAAAAAGAUUUACUCUCUAGAAUCCUUAAAGCUGAAGCUUGGAGAAGACCAAGUUGAAAAUAUUAGAGAUAAUGAAGGAUUGGCUGCGCAAUAUGGUAUAUUUUUUGACGAUUCAAAGUAUGACUACAUGCAACAUUUGAAGCCCAUGGGUCAGAGUGAGGGCGAAGGUGUAUUUGUUGAGGCAAAACCUGAGAAAGAAUCAAAGCAUUCUAAAGUUAGCAUCGAAGAUCUAUUUGGAGAUCAAAUACCAUCAGAGAAAAAAAGAACGGUAGGCUUUGAUGCGACACAGAAUAUACCGGACGAGCUUCAAGGUUUCAAUCCAGAUUUGGAUCCGAGACUAAGAGAAGUAUUAGAAGCAUUAGAGGACGAAGAAUAUAUUGCAGAAGCAGAAGAAGAGAAAGAUUUUGAGAAUCUAUUACAAUCAGGGGAAGUAGAUGAACAUGAAUUUUACGAUUAUGAAGACGAUGAAGAUUGGGAUCUUGAUAACUACGACGAUAUCAGCGAGAAUUUAGAAUCUGAUUCUUACCAAGAACCAGAAUUACCAUAUAAUGAGGGCGAAGCUCCGGAAGAAUUGAACGUAAAUCCAGUUUCAUUUUUUGAUAAGAAUUGGGAGAAGGAUUUCAAGAAAUUCAAGAAAGACACUCAGAAUCAAAUUAACGAUUGGGAUUCAGAUGACGAUUUUGAAGCAUCGGACGGGGAUGUAGUCGCUGAUUUGCCGGAUCUUAGUGUCCAGAAGUCUAAGAAAAAGGUUUCAAAUACCAAGGCAAGGAAGAAGAAGGGUGCUCUCUCGGAUACAUCGUCUUUCUCAAUGUCCUCUUCGGCUCUUUUUCGGACAGAUGGUCUCACUUUAUUGGAUGACCGUUACGAGCAGCUUGCAAAAAAAUUCGAAGAGAGUGAUCAGGAAGAGGAAUAUAAACCCUUUUCAAUGAAAAAUGAAAGAAAUGAUCUCGAAGAUAUGUUGGAUGAUUUCCUAGACAAUUAUGAACUUGCAAACGGGGGCCGUAAACUUGUAAAGAAAAACGAGGAGAAAGAACGCAUACAAAAGGCUGCAGAUUCUGUAUCCAAGAGUAAAUUGGCAGCUAGGAGACGGAAUGAAACGAACUCGUUGGGAAAAUUAGGAAACUCGUUGGGAAAAUUAGGAAACUCGUUUGGUAAUUUAACCAUUUAG